AUAUAUACCAUUAUCUUCUAUUGACAUAGUAAUCCUUGAAGUCCAUAUCACUUUUUAUUAUUAUUAUUAUUAUGUCAUAAUCAUAUUUUAAAUUAUGAGGUUUAAUAUCUUUUAGAGAAACUGUAAUAGGGCCAUUCGCCAUAACCUACGGUCUCACUUACAAAUCUUCCAUUUUCUUUUUAGUUUAGGUUUGGGAGGAUGGAAUUCUAAAAAGGCCCACCUUACAUUUUGUUUGUUAAUCAUGGCCUAAGAUUUUUAGCCUCGAAUGAAGGCCCGAAUUAAAAUAUAGAAAAAAUAAAAUGUAAAAACCAUGGUGAGCGGCGCCAGCAAUAGUGUCUUUUGACAUUUACAUCGCAAUUCUUCCCAUCUCUCAAAUUCUCAGCCAAAAUCCACAUAGAGUUUCAACCCAGACGCCUUCACUGCUCAAUCAUGAACUUUGCUCCUCAUUCUUCCCUAAGAGAAGCAGAAGUAAAUGAUACUGGUUGCAGUGGCAGCAUCGCAUUGGAGGAGUGGCUACGAUGGGGCUGCGUAUCUCCAGUGCCAGCAAUGGUAAACGAGAUCAUUCGGGAUUUGAAGCUUUUGGAGAAUAAUAUUGAUGCCCACAUGGUUUUUGGUGGUAAUGGUGGCAAAUUACAGGGAGAUUUUAAAGUUCAGGAGGACAAGAAACACAGAGAAAAAUAUCUGGCUUUAGGUGACUCAGACAAAAAGUUCCAGUUCUUUUCUGCUCGACAAAUAGCAUGCCGGUUGCUUGGAAGUCGGGGCUACCUCUGCCAGAAGUGUUGGCUUCCUAUGGAAGAUUGUAUGUGUUCAAAAGUCGAGCCUUGCUCACUAUGGAAUGGCAUAAGGUUUUGGUUGUACAUGCAUCCAAAGGAUUUUCUACGGCAGAAUAAUACUGGGAAGUUGCUAUGGCAAGUCUUUGGUGUUCAAGCUGCAAUUUUAUGUCUUUAUGGAAUUUCUGAAGAUGAGGAAAUCAUGUGGAAUGCAUUUAAGGAUGCAGGAAAAGCCAGGGUUUGCUGCCUUUAUCCAAACCAGAAUAUAGCACCAAAAACGGCUCAGGAUGCCUUUAGCAGUCAAUCUUCUGCAGAUCUGGAAUGUACACAUUCAUUGACAAAUAGAGAUAGACCUCUGAAUUUUGUUCUAAUUGAUGGUACAUGGAGCAAUUCUGCAGCAAUGUUCAGGCGCCUAAAGGAGCAAGCAAAGUUUGUCUGGGGAGAGGAAGACCUGCCUUGUAUAUCUCUUGCUGUAGGUGCAUCUGCGAUGCAUAAACUUCGACCUCAACCAUCAUGGGACCAUACUUGUACAGCAGCAGCAGCCAUUGGUGUUCUUGCUGAGCUGCAGCUUCUUCCAGAGUAUAGCUCCUAUGGAUUGGAUAAACAGGCUGAGGCAGUGGAGGAUGCUUUAAUUGUUCUGCUAGAAGCACUGACAGCUCGACGCCUUCGGAUGGGAAGGUCCAUCACCCGUAAAAUUCAAUUGCAAUGAUAAGUACAAACUGAUAUGGUCAACCAUCAAGUAACAAGCUGAGCCAUAUUUGACUGCUACCCUGCUGUAUUUGCUGCAUUUUUGUCACCAAUAAGAUAUCAGUCUGUCCUGUUGAAACCCAAAGAAGAAGGAAAUCGACCAAAAAGAAACAUUCUAUAUGCGGAGCAGAAGGGGUAAAAGUCAUGAAUGUUUUUGUUCUUGGUAAUUUGGAAUGUAGUAGUUGCUUUCUUCUGGUUCAUGCUUCAAGAAACUUCACAUAAUAGUGCAACAUUGGUUGGGUCUGCAGUAUGUAUUGGACUGUCAAAAGAAUUGCUGCAUUAUCUCAUUUAGGUGGC
Durio zibethinus is the source of this 1814-nucleotide messenger RNA. The record is from RefSeq and is a predicted model, not a curated record. NCBI's taxonomy places the organism in Eukaryota, Viridiplantae, Streptophyta, Magnoliopsida, Malvales, Malvaceae.